UUCAUUCAUAAUUCAUCAAAGUAUCCAUCACACAAUGUAAAAAUCAAGAAAAGUAAAAAUCAAAAUCUAAAAAAAAAUUAAAAGAUAUGGAUGGAGGAGAUGAUCAUGAGCUGCUGGAAAAGCACAAUGUGAAUGUUGUAGGGUUUGGGGAGCAGCACAUAGUCCUCUCCCAUGGGUUUGGGUUAGAUCAGUCUGUGUGGAAGUAUGUGGUGCCUCACUUGGUCGACGACUUCCGCGUGAUCCUCUACGACAACAUGGGCGCCGGCACCACCAACCCCGACUGCUUCGACUUCCAGCGCCACUCCACCAUCGAGGCCUACGCCUUCGACCUCAUCACCAUUUUGGACACCCUCAACAUCACUUCUUGCAUCUACGUCGGCCACUCCUUCUCUUGCCUCGUCGGCGCCAUCGCAUCCAUUCAUCGCCCCCAACUCUUCACUAAGUUUGUCUUCAUGGGUGCAUCUCCCAGGUACUUAAACGAUGUUGACUACAAUGGAGGUUUCACCUCGGAAGAACUCGAGCAAAUUUUUUCAGCCAUGAGAGACAACUACAAGGCUUGGUGCACCGGGUUCGCGUCAUUAGCCGUGGGAGGCGAUUUCAACUCGUGGGCCGUUCAAGAAUUCAGCCGGACAAUGUUCAACAUGAGACCCGACAUAGCCUUGUGCGUGGCUCAAACGAUAUUCAAGUGCGACCUUAGAUCAAUGCUCGGGAUGGUCACCGUGCCUUGCCACAUUUUGCAUAGCCGCAAGGACUUAGCCAUCCCUUUUGAGGUAUCGGAGUACCUCCACCGCCACCUUGGCGGCAAGUCCGUGGUGGAGAUCAUGGACACCGAAGGCCACCUACCUCAACUUAGCUCGCCGGAUAUUGCCAUCCCCAUGUUGCUUAGGCACAUCCGGCAGAACAUCGCGAGCUAGUUAGUUCAUAGGGUUUAUCACGAAGAAAUGAGUGUACUAUGAACACAAUUUAUGUAUGUACAUGAAUAAUUUGAUAUAAGUAUU
Andrographis paniculata is the source of this 998-nucleotide messenger RNA. RefSeq names its product probable esterase KAI2. Gene Ontology annotation, biological process: response to karrikin. The record is from RefSeq and is a predicted model, not a curated record. The transcript is spliced from 2 exons. Bases 87 to 914 code for a protein of 275 amino acids. NCBI's taxonomy places the organism in Eukaryota, Viridiplantae, Streptophyta, Magnoliopsida, Lamiales, Acanthaceae.